CUUUAACAUGUCAGCAAAACAACAUCGAGGGGGAGGGAACUUUCGGAGAGCAGUCAUAUUUUGAAGAAACAUCACAAUAUUUUCAUCUAAUGGUGUGCAGUAACAGUUCAGCCGAAAGCUGCCUGGUAUGCUCCCAGCAUUACAGUAGAUGUCCACCCCUUUAGACACAUCAGGUGAUAUGUCCCAUCCUGGCCCUUCUCCGGGGGCAGGUCUGUCCCCAGGGCCUAUCCUGGGCCCCAGCCCUGGACCUGACCCCUCCCCAGGCUCUGUUCACAGUAUGAUGGGACCCAGCCCUGGGCCUGGAACACCCAAUGCACCGCAUGGCAUGCAGGGACAAAGUGAAUACUCUCAGGACGGCAUGUAUCCUAUGCACAAGUCUAUGGAGGGGAUGAAUGAAAAGACCAUGGCAGAUGCGAUGCACUUUGGUCACAUGAAAGGUGUCGGGAUGAGAUCUCUGCAUAGCGGCAUGGGGCCCCCACAGAGUCCGAUGGACCAGCACAGCCAAGGAUACAUAUCCCCACAUCCGUCCCCAAUGGGGGUCCAUGAGCAUGCUUCUAGUCCCAUGUCAGGAGGUGGAGGUGGUGGGGGACCCAAACCCCCACCUCCCUCCCAGUCCGGCCCUAUGAUGCCCACGGACCCUCAGUCAGCCGGGCCCAACAUGUCCAACAUGAGCCCUCAGGGCCGCGGACCCUCUGCCUUCAGUCCGGUGCAGCUGCAGCAGCUCAGAGCGCAGAUCCUGGCCUACAAGAUCCUGGGCCGAGGCCAACCCCUGCCAGAAAAUCUCCAACUAGCUGUUCAGGGCAAGAGAACUCUACCCACAAUGCAACAGCAGCAGCAACAACAGCAGCUUCAGCAGCAGCAGCAGGCACCUAGUGCUAGUCCUUACAACAGGCCUCCAGGUAUGCCAAUGGCACCUUUGGGUGGGCUGCAGUCAAGCCCCUGCCCCACCCCAACCAUGCAAGGACACAAUCAAAGCACAGGACCCAAGCCUUGGCCUGAGGGUCAGGGUGUUGAAAAUCAAGCCAACGCCCAGAAGCACCUCACUCCUAUUCCCAGUGGACGCCCGUCCCCUGCACCCCCCCAGGCCUCUGCUGUGCCAGCCGGGCCCAUGCCAGGCAGUUCACUGACCCCCCAGCCUCCAGGUCAGCAGGUGUCCCCCAUGGUCCAGAUGCAGAAACAGAACCGCAUCACGCCCAUCCAGAAGCCCCAGGGCCUGGACCCAGUGGGGAUCCUGCAAGAGAGAGAGUACAGGUUGCAGGCUCGGAUUGCUCAUCGAAUCCAGGAGCUGGAAAGUUUGCCCGGCUCUCUCGCCCCCGACCUGAGGAAUAAAGCCACAGUGGAGCUCAAGGCCCUGCGUCUGCUCAACUUCCAGCGGCAGCUGAGACAGGACGUGGUGGCGUGCAUGAGGCGAGACACCACCCUGGAGACGGCCCUCAACUCAAAGGCUUACAGACGCAGCAAGAGGCAGACGCUGAGGGAGGCGCGCAUGACGGAGAAGCUGGAGAAGCAGCAGAAGCUGGAGCAGGAGAAGAAGCGCAGACAGAAACACCAGGAAUAUCUCAACAGCAUCCUUCAGCAUGCAAAGGACUUCAAAGAGUAUCACCGCUCGAUUUCUGGAAAAAUGCAGAAGGUCACCAGAUCCAUCGCCACCUGGCACACCAACACAGAGAGGGAGCAGAAGAAGGAGACUGAGAGAAUUGAGAAGGAGAGGAUGAGGAGGCUCAUGGCAGAAGAUGAGGAAGGCUACCGAAAGCUAAUCGACCAAAAGAAAGACAAGCGUCUGGCCUACUUGCUGCAGCAGACGGAUGAAUACGUGGCUAACCUCACCACCCUGGUGUACGAACACAAAGCUGCCCAGGCUGCCAAGGACAAGAAAAAGAAGAAGAAGAAAAAGAAGGUGAAUGGAGACGGUGAGGGCACCAGCGCUAUUGGACCUGAUGGAGAGCCUAUGGACGAGAGCAGCCAGACGAGUGAGCUGCCGGUCAAAGUGAUUCAGACGGAGACCGGGAAAGUUUUGCAGGGAACGGAUGCUCCCAAAUCCGGCCAGCUGGAGGCCUGGCUCGAGAUGAACCCUGGGUAUGAGGUGGCGCCGCGGUCGGACAGUGAGGAGAGCAGCUCAGAGUUUGAGGAGGAGGAUGAAGAGGAGGGGGCCAAAGCUGAAAGAAAAGAAGAAAUUGAAGAAAGGAAGAUAAUCGAUCCCAGUGGAAUUGAGGAGUUUGUCGCUGAUACCACGGAUAUUAUUCUGUCGGCCAUUCAGGUGGACGAUGAGUACAGUGUUCCUACCGGACAAACCAGCACCGCGUCUUACUACGGUGCCGCCCAUGCUGUCAUUGAGAGGGUGGAGAAGCAGUCAACGCUGCUGAUCAACGGCACACUCAAACAUUACCAGGUCCAGGGGCUGGAGUGGAUGGUGUCUCUGUACAACAACAAUCUAAACGGCAUCCUGGCUGAUGAAAUGGGCCUCGGCAAAACAAUCCAAACCAUUGGCCUUAUCACCUACCUGAUGGAGCACAAGAGGAUCAACGGGCCCUUCCUCAUCAUCGUUCCUCUCUCGACUUUGUCUAACUGGGUGUAUGAACUUGACAAGUGGUCCCCCUCUGUGGUUAAGGUUGCUUACAAGGGGACCCCUGUGUUGCGCCGUGGGCUUGUGCCUCAACUUCGCAGUGGGAAGUUCAACGUCUUGCUGACCACUUAUGAAUACAUCAUCAAGGACAAGAACAUACUGGCCAAGAUUCGUUGGAAGUACAUGAUUGUGGACGAGGGUCACCGGAUGAAGAACCACCACUGUAAGCUGACCCAGGUGUUGAACACUCACUAUGUGGCCCCGCGCCGCCUCCUCCUCACCGGCACCCCCCUGCAGAACAAGCUGCCCGAGCUGUGGGCCCUGCUCAACUUCCUGCUGCCCACCAUCUUCAAGAGCUGCAAUACCUUCGAGCAGUGGUUCAACGCCCCAUUCGCCAUGACAGGAGAGAGGGUCGACCUAAAUGAGGAGGAGACCAUCCUGAUUAUCCGGCGUUUGCACAAGGUGCUCCGCCCCUUCCUGCUUCGCAGACUGAAGAAAGAGGUGGAGUCCCAGCUGCCAGAGAAGGUGGAGUAUGUCGUCAAAUGUGACAUGUCUGCCAUACAGAAGGUUUUGUACCGCCACAUGCAGAGAGGCAUCCUCCUCACUGACGGCUCAGAGAAAGACAAGAAGGGCAAAGGAGGAUCAAAGACCCUGAUGAACACCAUCAUGCAGCUGAAGAAAAUCUGCAACCAUCCCUACAUCUUCCAGCACAUUGAGGAGUCUUUUUCUGAGCACUUGGGCUUUCCAAAUGGCGUCAUCAGUGGGCUGGAACUGUAUCGAGCUUCGGGGAAGUUUGAGCUCCUCGAUCGCAUCCUGCCCAAACUGCUUGCCACCAAUCACAGAGUGCUGCUGUUCUGCCAAAUGACCACUCUCAUGACCAUCAUGGAGGACUACUUCAGCUACCGCAACUUCCAGUAUUUACGUCUCGACGGAAGCACCAAGGCUGACGACCGCGCAAUGCUGCUGAAGAAAUUUAAUGAGCAAGGAUCUCAGUACUUCAUCUUCUUGCUCAGCACCAGAGCCGGGGGCCUCGGCCUCAACCUGCAGGCCGCCGACACCGUGGUCAUCUUCGACAGCGACUGGAAUCCACACCAGGACCUGCAGGCUCAGGACCGGGCUCACCGCAUCGGCCAGCAGAACGAGGUGCGCGUGCUUCGUCUCUGCACCGUCAACAGUGUGGAGGAGAAAAUCCUGGCAGCUGCCAAAUACAAACUCAACGUGGAUCAGAAGGUCAUCCAGGCGGGCAUGUUCGACCAGAAGUCCUCAGGCAACGAGCGCCAAGCUUUCCUCCAGGCCAUUUUACUGACUGAGGAGCAGAAUGAGGAAGAAGAUGAGAUACCCGAUGAUGAAACUCUUAACCAGAUGAUAGCCCGCAAUGAAGACGAAUUUGAGCUCUUCAUGCGCAUUGACAUGGACCGACGGCGGGAGGACGCCAGGAACCCAAAGCGCAAGCCUCGCCUCAUGGAGGAGGACGAGUUGCCUUCUUGGAUCAUCAGAGACGAAGCUGAGGUGGACCGCCUCACGUACGAAGAGGAGGAGGAGAAGAUGUUCGGCCGGGGGUCUCGCUGCCGUCGGGACGUGGACUACAGCGACACGCUCACUGAAAAACAGUGGCUGCGGGCUGUUGAGGAUGGAAACCUGGAAGAGAUGGAGGAGGAGAUCCGCCUGAAGAAGCGCAAACGCAAGAGACGCCAGGACAAGGACUCGUCGAGCAGGGAUGAAGGGGGCUCCAAGGCCAAGAAGAAACGUGGACGUCCGCCAGCUGAUAAACACUCCCCCAACCACCCCAAAGUCACCAAGCAAAUGAACACCAUCAUCGAUACGGUCAUCAACUACAGGGAUGGGGCAGGGAGACAACUGAGCGAGGUCUUCGUCCAGUUACCUUCCAGGAAAGAGCUCCCGGAAUAUUACGAGCUGAUCAGAAAACCUGUGGACUUCAAAAAGAUCAAGGAUCGUGUGAGGAACCAUAAAUACAAAGGAGUGGGAGACCUGGAGAGGGAUGUGAUGCUGCUUUGUCACAACGCCCAAACCUUCAACCUGGAGGGAUCCCAGAUAUACGAGGACUCCAUUGUCCUUCAAUCUGUGUUCAAGAGUGCAAGACAGAAGAUUGCCAAGGAUGAAGAGAGUGAAGAUGACAGCGAUGAAGAUGAUGAUGACGAGGACGAGGACGAGUCAGAGACUGAGGCUAAGUCUGUGCGGGUCAAGAUCAAGCGGAAGAAGGAGGCGCGCAGCCACGACAAAGGCAAGAAGAAGCAGAGCCGAGGGAAGGCCAAGCCUGUGGUCAGCGAUGACGACAGCGACGAAGACCCGGAUGACAAUGACCAGUCAGACAAGAGUGACGAUGACUGAGGACAAGAGGAUAUUAAUUAUGACACUUAUAAACACAGAGGACAUAUCUUCCGUCGUCAUUGUUCAGGUUCAUAUUCUGUACUUUUUUUUUUUUUACUUCAUUUGUCCUCUUUGUAAGUUUGUAGUGUGUUUUGUCGUACCUUCUCCUACCGGCUUUGAAAUGUAUUACAUGUAUUCGAUAAGCUACAGCAAUACCAAUCUGCUUAUAUUCCUGUUUUUAAGACAAUUUUUUAGUAUAUUUUUUAACUCUGCUUCAAAAGCCGAUUUAAAUUCUGUAUGAAAAAAAAGGAAGAAAAAAAAAAGAUUUGGUCAAGCUAUAUUCUUUUGCUUGCUUGCACUUUUAGAACAUGAAAUAUUGAAAUUAAAAUAACAGAUCGAAAUUAGAAAAAGUGUGUUAUAAACUAAAUAUAUAUGGAAAGCCAAGGACAUCCUAUCUAAUUUGGAUAUCCACCGGUGGUAAAAACAAAGGCAAUCAAUCAAGUUUUUUAACUUUGGAAUAAUUGUUUCACCUUGUGCAGUGCCAAAAUGUCAGAGAAAUUGGUAGUUCGUUGAACCCCUCCCCAUAACCAGCGAUUGAUCAAUCAUAGCUUAGCAACCGGACUUUUAUGUCAAGCUUUAUAUUUCUCCGCCUUUGAAGCUCGGUACGAGAGACACUCGGUACGAGAGACACUCGGUACGAGAGACACUACUGUUAGUCUAAAGUGGGGUGUCUUUCCAAAACCAGAAAUAAAAGAGCAAAAUAGAAGAAACAGCAUGUUGUCAGCGGCAAAUGUUUGACUGUCCAGCUUAGAAAUACUACACAAAUAAAAUAAUAUUACAAUUAGUUUAAUCUUUAUUAUUAAUAAAAGAACACAUACUGUAGUUUACUUUCAAGGCCAGGAAGAGCUUAACUUCUAGGCAUGUCUUUAGGCAUGAUGUCGCAUUUGUACUUGCACAUUUUGAGAAUGUAAACUAUUUUCUAAGUUUUUCUUUUGAAAUAUAUUUCAAACAAGUUAGCUGAAAAAAAGGUGGCUAUUUUUCUUAGCUAGCUGCCAACAUUUGUUAGCAUCAGCUGCCAUUUCAGAUUGAUUGAUGGCAGCUAGCUUAAAAUGAGAAGCGGCUUUUUGCCUGAAAUAAAAAUAGCACAACAUUUCGAAAGUAAGUCGACCUGCGAAAAAGGCGCAAAAUGUAAAGCUUGACAGUCAUAGCAACAUGAACUACGAGAGACGGGGCUUAACGAACACUCAACAAGGAUAUUUUUAGUGUAAACUGUUUCCUGACGCUAUAUUAACCUAUAUCUUACAGCCAGCACAGCUAUAUGUCAGUUGUUGCUCGUUGACCUACAUAUAAUCUUGAAGUGACCAUAAAUGCUGAAUGCUUUUUUUUAAAUUGCUUUUAUUAAGAUAAAUGUAACUUUACAUUUUGUAGGCGGCACAUUGUUUAGAGAAGAAGUUGUUUCAUGUAUCCUUUCCUCUUAUGAUUUCAAGUUGUGGUGUUUAAGAGCAGAAACUUUGAAAUUGUUGUGAACGUUUUUUUCAGUCAGAAAGGAGCUAUUGUAUGAAACCGGUAUUUAUCGUAGCUAAAUAUAGCUUUAUAAAGUGUCUAAAAACAUUUAGCUCCUGUUGCAAACAGUUUGUAAAGAACCGAGAUUUAGCUGGAUUCUUACAGACUAUAAAAGCUGGUUAACAAAGGAAAAUAUUACAAGGAAAACAGUAUUAUUGGAUUGAAACAUUUUAUUUGGAUGCCAUUGAAUAUAACAGUUUAUUUCAACAAUGUAUUGAUUUCUUUUGAAUAAGGUCAUUUGUGUUCCUGUAUUAGUUAGAGCCCUCAUUUAGUCCAGUUUAUAUGUUGUUUGUAGCAUGAUCUCUUUUGGCAAUAUACUGUAUUCACGCAGAUAUAUUUUUUGUUUGUUUGUGUAACAUGUGCUUGCCGACUCUUCAUAAGUGUGACUUAAUCUUUGCUUUCUUUGCACAGUGUCUUUGUGGUUGUAUGUCAUAGCCCAGGGCAAAUAAAAUCUCAUCGAUUUUCAGCACAAAA
Messenger RNA from Trematomus bernacchii (emerald rockcod), 6928 nucleotides. RefSeq names its product SWI/SNF related, matrix associated, actin dependent regulator of chromatin, subfamily a, member 2 (gene smarca2). The transcript is spliced from 34 exons. Gene Ontology annotation, cellular component: nucleus. Gene Ontology annotation, biological process: positive regulation of transcription by RNA polymerase II. Bases 149 to 4912 code for a protein of 1587 amino acids. Gene Ontology annotation, molecular function: DNA binding; ATP binding; ATP-dependent chromatin remodeler activity. The record is from RefSeq and is a predicted model, not a curated record. Lineage: Eukaryota; Metazoa; Chordata; Actinopteri; Perciformes; Nototheniidae.